UUAUAAUUUUCUCUUCGAUCUCAUCCUCUUGGAUUACUCUUUCCCUCCGCCAUUGACCGAACGCAACCAAGAGACGCUCCAUGGAUUCCUCUCCGCCGCCGCAGAUGCCGUCGCAGACUUCGUCUCGGAGCUGGAGCAUCUACGGCCGCGGCGAGAUCAUAGAGCGGUACGAGAUCCUCGGCCGGAUCGGCUCCGGCGCCUACGCCGACGUAUACCGCGGACGCCGCCGAUCCGACGGCCUGGUCGUCGCCCUAAAGGAGAUACAUGAUUACCAGAGCUCCUUCCGCGAGAUCGAGGCCCUCCAGGCCCUCCGCGGCGCCCCCAACGUGGUCGACCUCAUCGAGUACUUCUGGAACGAGGACGAAGAGGACGCCGUGCUCGUGCUGGAAUUCCUGCCCGCCGACCUAGGCGCCGUCAUCCUGGAGGCGAAGAGGGGUGGCGCGGGGAUUGCCAUCGGCGAGGUGAAGCAGUGGAUGCUCCAGAUUCUGCGGGGGGUCGAGGCCUGCCACCGGAGCUCGGUGGUGCAUCGCGACCUCAAGCCGUCGAACUUGUUGAUCUCGGCCGAUGGGGUUCUAAAGCUUGCGGAUUUCGGACAGUCGAUGAUGCUUCAGGAAACUAGAUUGACAUCCCUUGAUAUCAAUCCAGAGAACGAGACAUGGAUUCAGCAACAACCUACAAUUCAACACGAGGGGAAUGUAUCAUGGCCCGAGGAUCCAAGACCCGAGAACCAGAAUAUCCCAGGUCCUCGGCAUGUCAACGAAGAUGACUACAUGAAGGAUUUGUAUGGCAUGAGAGCAAAGAAUAUGAUGUACGACAGCGAUAAGGAUAUGAGUUUGCAAGACGGCGAUACAUCUUGUCUGGCCACCUGCAGUACAGGUGACAUCGAGGUAGAUCCCCUCAAGGGCUCUUAUACGUAUGAUGAGGCACAAGAUGAUAUAGUAGAUGAAUCUGGUGCUCUGACUUCAUGUGUUGGAACAAGGUGUUUUAGAGCUCCUGAGCUACUCUAUGGAUCGACAAGUUACGGACAAGAGGUCGACCUCUGGUCGCUAGGCUGUGUUUUUGCAGAGCUUCUCAGUUUAGAUCCUCUAUUUCCAGGGACGUCAGACAUAGAUCAACUGAGUAAAAUCAUCAGCGUAUUGGGUGACCUGACAGAAGAAACCUGGUCAGGUUGCUUAGACUUGCCUGAUUAUAACAAGAUCUCCUUCGGGAAGGUUGAUAGCCCGAUUGGCUUGGAAGCAUGCCUUCCCGACAGGUCUGCUGCUGAAGUUGAUCUUGUGAGGAGGCUGCUCAGCUACAAUCCUGCUGCUCGAGCUAUGGCGGCCGAGCUGCUCCAUGAUAGCUACUUUGCCGAAGAACCUCUGCCUGUGCCUGCGAGUGAGCUGAAGAUUCCAACCAAAGAAGAUAACAACGAGAGUUCUCCAGGGGAAUGAAUUUGGCAACGACUAUUGUGUCGGCCGUAAGUCAUUCAUAGUGAGUCCCCAGCAACGACCUUAUAUGUGAUUAGUUUCUACCGCGAUAUUAAGGAUUUAUAGGCCUAUCACCAAACAGACGGUGAAGUUUAGGCUAUGUUAACGAUGACAAUAACCAAAGAGGUGCCACACCGGUGGCACUUGUCAUUCAAAACAUAAAUCGACAGAUUUGGUUCUGUAGUGCAACAUUUUGUCCAAGUUAUCAAAUGAAACUGAGUAAUUACA
Musa acuminata AAA Group (dessert banana) is the source of this 1694-nucleotide messenger RNA. RefSeq names its product cyclin-dependent kinase F-1. The record is from RefSeq and is a predicted model, not a curated record. Bases 81 to 1430 code for a protein of 449 amino acids. Lineage: Eukaryota; Viridiplantae; Streptophyta; Magnoliopsida; Zingiberales; Musaceae. Gene Ontology annotation, biological process: protein phosphorylation. The transcript has 2 exons. Gene Ontology annotation, molecular function: protein serine/threonine kinase activity; ATP binding. Gene Ontology annotation, cellular component: nucleus.